This is a messenger RNA of Sinocyclocheilus anshuiensis, 1181 nucleotides long. RefSeq names its product schwannomin-interacting protein 1-like. NCBI's taxonomy places the organism in Eukaryota, Metazoa, Chordata, Actinopteri, Cypriniformes, Cyprinidae. The record is from RefSeq and is a predicted model, not a curated record. The transcript is spliced from 7 exons. The coding region runs from base 47 to 823 and encodes 258 amino acids. Gene Ontology annotation, cellular component: cell junction; plasma membrane. Gene Ontology annotation, biological process: positive regulation of hippo signaling.
AGUAGAAGGUAGGGCUUGGCUGCUGAACUAUACAAUGCGCUGAAAGAUGGUGCACCAGGAAAAAUGUGUUUACCAGGCCCAGAGGAAUGAGAGGGAGUCCAUUAGGCAGAAGCUGGCCCUUGGCAGUUUCUAUGACGACGGACCGGUUACCUUUACUGGCUGCAGCAAGAGCAGCAAAAACUGCCUGUCCUCACGGCUUCAGAAUGGGGUGAAUCUACAGAUGUGCUUUGUGAAUGACAGCAGCAGUGACAGGGACAGUGAUGCAGAGGACAGCAGAACAGAGACCAGCUUGGACACCCCAUUGUCACCUAUGAGUAAACAGAGUUCCUCUCUCUCUGACCGGGAUACAGGAGAGGAAGACCUGGAUUCAGAGGAUUCAGAAUUCUGGCGGCUACAGCGGCGGCUGCAGGAGGAGGCCCGUGUGGCUCUGGCAUUGGCCCGUCCCAUGGCCCGCAUGCAGGUGGAGGUGGAGAGACAGAUUCAGCUACACCGCAGGUCUCCCGUGGCAGACCUGUUACCACAUCUGCCACACAUCAGUGAGAGCCUAAUGAAGAGGAAUCUGAGGCCUGUGGACUUGAGGGACAUGAGUCUUGGACAGUUACAGGUCAUCACCAAUGACCUACACUCUCAGAUACAAGGUCUGAAUGAGGAACUGGUUCAGCUGUUGCUCAUGAGAGAUGAACUACACAUGGAACAGGAUGCCAUGCUGGUAGAUGUGGAGGAUCUAACCAGGCAUGCACAUAGCCAGCAGAGGCACACGAUGGAGAAGUCUCUAGCCAAAGGCAAAGCAGCUUGCCAUGGUCGCUGUGAUUCUCCAUUUUGAGUCAAACAGCACAGGGUCCAACCUCUUGUGUUUCACUAUACGAUGAAGCAGUGUACUCACGAUAGACCCUUUUUAUAGAUGUGUGUGGUUUGCCUAUGUUUCAAGCUUUGUGUGGAUGUAUGUUAAUUAUACAUGCUGUAUGUGUUCAUGCAUGCCCGCACCUUAGCUGAGGGUUACACACUCACCUCUGAGAAAAUCCUGUUGAUCCUUCAUUAUGUAGUAAUACAGAAAGAAUCAUCAAUCACUGACAGGCUGGAUCUUUUCCCGUGCAAAAUAUCUGCUGGUUUCAUGAUACGGAAUAGACCUUAAUAGGAAACAACUCUAGUAGAAGGCUGGUUCACCCCAAAAAUUUAUUAAC